AUGAUUGGUAUCUUUAAGAUCCCAGACAGUCUAUCUUUCCACGACGCUGUCGCUGCUAUGAAUCCCGGUACGACUGCCUACCAUGCUCUGGUGAAUGUGGCCCGUCUACAACCUGGAGAGAAGGUAUUGAUCCACUCCGCUGCCGGAAGUACCGGGCAGAUGGCUGUUAAGAUAGCGCAGAUGGUUGGUGCUGAGGUCUUUGCAACCGUCGGCUCUGACGAAAAGAAGGAGCUUAUCACAAACCCUGAAGGACUCAAUAUCCCAGCAUCACACGUUUUCAACAGCCGCAACACCCUAUUUGCGAAGGGUAUCAUGCGCAUCACAGGGGGUUAUGGCGUUGAUGUCGUUCUGAAUUCACUUUCGGGGGAUGCAUUGCGAGCGACCUGGGAGUGUAUCGCACCAUACGGCCGUUUCAUCGAGAUUGGAAAAGCCGACAUAAAGGCGAAUGCAUCACUGCCGAUGGCAGGUUUUGCCAAAAAUGUUAGCUUUGCAGCUGUCGAUUUACACCACAUCGCCUUGUCAAAUAGAAAACUCAUGCGCCAGCUGGUUGAACGGCUUCUAAGCCUAAUCAUUGACGGGAAACUCAGCCUCCCAUCGCCUUUGCAUGUAUAUGCAGCUUCUGAAGUUGAAAGGGCUUUUCGGUACAUGCAAAGCGGAAAGAAUACAGGGCGCAUCAUCAUCAACCUUGGCUGCGAAGACGUGGUUUUGAAACACCUCGUAAAAAAGACCACAUGGCGGUUUGAAACUGACGCAACAUACAUCGUGGCCGGUGGUCUUGGUGGCCUAGGGCGUACCAUCGUUCGAUGGAUGGUUGAAAGGGGCGCUAGAAACCUCAUUAUUCCUUCACGGUCAGGGGUCUCCUCACAAGCUGCAUCGGAGGUAGUUGCGCAGCUCACGAGUAAGGGCAUCAAUGUCGUUACUCCGCGAUGUGACGUAUCAUCAGCCAAAGAACUUGCAGCAGUCUUGCGAGACUGUGCUCAUAUGCCUCCAAUCAAAGGUUGCAUCAACUCUGCGAUGGUUCUCCAGGACGCAAUCUUUGAAAACAUGACAUAUGCACAAUGGUCUCUUACAAUCCAUUCCAAAGUUCAAUCGAGCUGGAACCUUCAUCAGCUAUUGCCGCGAAACUUAGAUUUCUUUAUUCUUCUGUCGUCGCUCGCGGGUAUAUACGGAUCUCCAGCACAGUGCAACUAUGCCGCUGGCUGUUCAUACCAAGAUGCCCUGACGAAGGCACGUACGAUUGAUGGAUUUGGUGGCGUAUCUACCACUCUCGAUCUGGGCUGGAUGUAUGAUAUUGGAAUUAUUGCUGAACACAGCCAAUAUCACCGCAACCGACAGGAGAUUCGUGAUAUGGCCGCCGUCUAUGGUGCGGACCUGCUGGCUUUGCUCGACCACUACUGCGAUCCGACCUUGUCGCGGUCUUGGAGUCCAUCCCAGAGCCAACUUCUUGUUGGCAGUUUAACACCACAGGACUACUAUUCUCGCGGUCGAGAGCCGGUUGAUUGGGCCAGGCGGCCGUUAUUCGCCGGAUUUGAUGUCAUACGUCAACACACUAGCAUCGGAUCUAAAGACACGUUGUCAAAGCAGGAGGAUGCUGCUACAUUAUUUAGAGAAGCAAGCAGCCCUAAAGAUCGUACCAUGGUUGUAGUGAAGACCUUAAAGAAGAAACUCGCACACGCGUUAGGUGUGCAAGUCGAAGAUAUCGACCCGCGUCAAAACCCGUCGGAUUAUGGUGUCGAUUCUCUUAUGGCUGUAGAGUUACGAAACUGGAUAUGGCGCGAUUUCGGUGUAAAAGUUGCUGUAUUUGAGAUAUUGGGCAGGACUGCAAUUGAGGAUUUGGCUGGGUGUGUAGCGGAAAGGGCGGGAUGA
This is a messenger RNA of Daldinia childiae, 1866 nucleotides long. RefSeq names its product Lovastatin diketide synthase LovF. Bases 1 to 1866 code for a protein of 621 amino acids. The record is from RefSeq and is a predicted model, not a curated record. The transcript is spliced from 3 exons. Gene Ontology annotation, molecular function: oxidoreductase activity; phosphopantetheine binding; fatty acid synthase activity. NCBI's taxonomy places the organism in Eukaryota, Fungi, Ascomycota, Sordariomycetes, Xylariales, Hypoxylaceae. Gene Ontology annotation, biological process: fatty acid biosynthetic process; secondary metabolite biosynthetic process.